This is a messenger RNA of Ornithodoros turicata, 6429 nucleotides long. Its product is annotated as ankycorbin-like. Gene Ontology annotation, cellular component: nucleus; cytoplasm. Lineage: Eukaryota; Metazoa; Arthropoda; Arachnida; Ixodida; Argasidae. Bases 234 to 5108 code for a protein of 1624 amino acids. The transcript is spliced from 26 exons. Gene Ontology annotation, molecular function: protein binding. The record is from RefSeq and is a predicted model, not a curated record.
UAUUCGGAGUAGAGUUUGUAAUCGUUGCUAGCAGCAACGGAAAGUAACACACCGGUGCAAACAUGCAACUUCUAUUGUUCCUUGCUAAAGUUAAUGGUGAGACGUUAAUCUUCGACGAUAUCAACGAACAAUAACUUUCAUAACGCUGUCGAUCACGUCUGACUUUCCUCUGAAUGACGCUCGAAAUCGUUCCGUUACUGUACCUCCCAAGACGUCGUGGGAGUCGAUGAGUGAUGAAGAGGUUCCUCAGAAAAAAACUCUUCAAGUCUGCCUCUUCGUCUGCCAAACACAGCAUAUCUAGCCUUAAUUCUAUCGGCGAUGAUGUCUACUGCGGUUACCACAUUGAUCUGUGCGCAGUUGACUCCAGUUUCACAAAGCUCCACAAAGGUUGCUUUCUGGGGGAUGGCGAUAAAGUGAAGGCUGCUCUGAAGAAGGUUGAUGUAAAUGCACGAGACAGCGAAGGCAGGACCCCUCUGCACAUAGCUGCUGCAAGUGGCCACAGAGGUGUGGUGCAGCUUCUGUUGCAGGCAAAGUCACAACUUGACACUCAAGACAGAGAAGGAAAAACGCCACUAAUCAAAGCUGUGGAGUGCCAACAUGAAGUACUGGCACGCAUGUUGUUGGAUGAAGGGGCGAGUCCCAACCUUGCAGACAACAAUGGAGACACAGCUCUUCAUGUUGCCCUUUCUUCAAGGCAUCCCGACAUUGCUGCACUGCUGUUACAGUACAGUGUGGACAUUUCUGUUCAGAACAAGGAAGGUAUGUCGGCACUUCAUUUGGCCGUCUUGCAAAAACACCUUGAAGUAGUUGGACUCCUUUUGGAUAAAGGUGCAGAUCCUCGUGUGCAGGAUGAAGAGGGGAGAACACCCUUGAUGCUCGCCUGUCGUAUUGGAUGUGCCUCAUUGACGAGCCUGCUGCUGAAAAAUGGGGCGGAUCCUAUGCAGACUGACAUGGCAGGGUGGACAGCACUCGUUCAUGCUACUAAAGCUGGGCACACAGAAUGCCAGCAGGUCUUCAUUGCUUUCUCAGGGCAGAUUUCUCAAGCAAUCCUGUCACCUGCAGAAGACUUGGACUCUUGGAAGUCUACUGAAUCCGAACAAAGCGAAAAGCCAAAGAAAUCACUGCUUCCCUUAGCAUGCAAAGCUGGAAAUGCAACAUCCUCCCCUGCAACAUCAAGUAUAGCGUCGAAGGAACUUUGCAAGUCACCCCACCUUCCUCCUUUAAACGAUAGUGCCAUUAAUAAACCAGAAGAAAGCCUCUUAAUAAAGGAAUACACCAGAGAACAACAGGACACAGAUACUACUGCAGCUGCCCCAGAGAACAGAGAAAAUCGUGCUGGGAGCAGUCCUUCGGAAGGGACGGAUAGCGAUUCAGUGGAGGCAGUGUUUAGGAAAGCAAGUGUGCAGCACAGCUCAUUGGUACCAGCUUUUGAGAAACCCAUUCACCAUAAUCCUACAGACGAUAAGUCGAAGAAUCUGCCCCAGAAUGGGAAGGGGCAGAGCACUAAUAACCCUGGAGAGGUCGAGCCUCAGAAUGACGGGGACGACAUCAGUAAAUGGUUCACGGAAGAUACAUCGUUAACGGAAUCCGAGAUUGAGGAGAAAGCAUCGUCACUGUAUAUACCGUCUGCUUUGGAACGUCGGCCAUCAAUUUUCGAUCCUAAUGUGCACAAAUCUGUAGAGGUGCUCUUAGCCUACGACGGACAGCAGCUCAAAGAUGGAUCAAUGUUGCCGGUGCAACGAGAACGGAGAAGUGAACAAGAAAAUAUCUCGGCAGUGUCACAAAAAGUAGAAGUGAAGCAGAAUGUUUCCAUGUCUGCUAGCGAGUGGGACUCAAGUGAAGGUGGUGAGGAACUUCCAUAUGUGCAACAUUCGGUGCAGGCAAAGCAAAAUGGAACUUCAGGCCAAAUUGAUACGAUUCAAGGUGCUAAAGAAACUGGGGAGGAAGAACAGAACCUUGAAGGACACGAAAGGACUGCUGUGUCAGAAAAUGUUACUUCAGGAACAAUUCUACAGAAAGGGCCUCUUGCUGUGGUCACUGAUGCAUCAGUACAACAACCAAGCAGAUCAUCCCAGGACAUGCCCAAGAGGCCUCCAAGGUCCCCUAGCAAGAACGGCCUACGUAGCUCCUGGAGCUCGUCCACAUCAUCCUCACCCUCAAAAUCUCGCUCCCUUGAACACUGCAGUCCCAGGAGACAAUCUCUCAUUGUCCGUAACAACGAGGGUCCCGUGGGCCCCACAACAAAGCACUACAAUGAAGGAGCAAGAAUGAAUUUGGCGAAGGAGCUUGUUUCCACCAACAGCAGUAAAAGCAGCAAAAGUUCCUCCAGGAAAGCAGCCAUAGUGCAGGAAAGCACAAAAAGGUCGCCUCAUAGUGUGCCAAACGUGGAUGGUGAGGCCUCCGCAUCUAAAGAAUUACCAGCUUCUGAGGCACCUGUGCAGCAUCAGACUACACCUAUUGCUUACACAGCGCAUAUCCCAGCAGGUGGGGUUCAAUCUGAGGGACUGCUCAUAGAAAGUCUUCUCAAUGAGAAGAAACUUCUAUCAAGACAACUCUUGGAGUCUGACGAACUUAGAAGAACCCUUGAAGCACGUAUCAUGGAAUUGCAAAUGGAAGUGCAUGAUAGCAGGGAGGCUGAAGUCAAAGAAACUAUUGACAAGCAACUAGCUGAUCUGGACCUCGAAUUGAAAAGUGCUAAAAGCUUGAUCAAGGAUCUGCAGCAUGAAAUUGAGUCAUUACAACGACAGCUAAAUUCGUACAAGGAGUCUGCAGACAUGUACAGGGAAGUGAGUGAAAAGCAAGAAGAAAUGUUCAAGAACAUGCUUGCUGAAAAAGAGAAACUAUGGGCUGAAGAAAAGCAGAGACUCAUCACUGAGUUACAAGUGUCAAAUUCCAGAACUUCAGAAGCCAUUUCUCCAUCCAAGCUUGAUGACAUUCAGGAACAGUUGACAUCUUUACAUGGUGUAUUAGCAUCACUGAAUGCCAAAGUCAUCACGGAUGCAAAGGAGUCUUCUCUUCCUCUCCCAGAAGAAAUCACGUCCUUGAUCCAGAUCUCUAGGUCCUCUCUCAGUGAUCUCCAAAACCUGAAUACAAAUGUGAACCAAACAGCACAGCUGUUACAGAGCAUCAGUGAGAAUCUUCAGAAUUCAAACGAUCAAGGAAAAGCAAUUGGAUCAAGCCUCGAUGAUCUACAGGAGGCCAUUGGAAACAGCAGUAGAAGCCUCUUGUCUGUAUCAGAUACCUUGCAUACGCUGGCAUCAGACCGUAGCAACAUUUGUGAAACGCUGGAGCGCCUCGAAGCAAAUCAAAAGCUGCUCACUAAUACACUGAAUGAGUUCCAGUCUCUCAUCAACAAAUCUGGUUUAGAUUUCAGUCUUGGAAAGGACAAUGUGUCUGAAGCAAAAGAGUUCAUUGGAAAUCAUGGAACUCAUGGCAGCACACCAAAUCCUGAUGAUCUGACCGACCUCAAAGAAAGCAUUGCGCGUGUGCUGAACAAGCUCGACUGUUUCGCGGAGGAAAUAAAAAAUGUGUCUGAGAGCAAAGCGGAAGACGUUGCUCGCAAAGUGGCAGAUUCUUUCGAAGAGUACCACAAUAUCACCAAGCAAGAGAUGUUGAAUUUAAUGAACAAGGUCUCGUGUAAUCAGGAAGCUGUUGUUAAGGCUUCCUUCACCUUGAGUGAGCACCAGAAAGCCCAUGAUGCAAAGUUAUCUGAAGAAUUUGACUAUUUAAAGUUGAAUCAAAGCAAAGCACUUGAACAGUUGCAGAGUCUGAAAGAUGAGUUGAUCAGGAUGGAUUCAAGUGGCAUGUUUGACAAGUUAGAAUCUAUGCAAAUUGGCACUGUGGGGAAGAUAUCCAGCAUCAUCGAGCCAGUGUCGACAGAAUUGAAAUCAAUUCGUGCAUCUUUGGACAACAAUAACAGUGUCUGGGCUAGUAGAAUCAGCCAACCUAGCGAAGCAGGUGGUGCGGCCCAACUUCGGAACAUUAUGGAUAGGCUGGACUCUGUUCUGGAUCAAACCAACAAGUUGCAAACUAAGGAAGAAAGAGAUCAGUCGAAAAAUAUUACCCUGGAUAUCAAAGGAGCAUUUCCCUAUGCAGACUUUUCUGUGCUGUUGAGUGACCUCAGGAUGACACUACAUGAUCUUAAGGGAGAAAUUCAAAAGCACCAUGGAUCAGAAAAGAAGGAGAGCCGUGAAGAACCACAGGUACGAUUAGUGCCAGAAUGCACUUCGUCAGUUCACAAGUGCAACACCAUAGCAACCAAUGGCAUGCAAACUGAGGGCAGUUUCGAGAAAGAAAAGUACAGGAACAAGAAGGCUCUUGUUAAGUACAAAGCUGAACUUAAAGCAAUCAAAGAAAAGCUCAAGGAUAUUGGUCAGCGUCAAGACAGAGGAAGCAUCUAUGAUAAUGUACCUCCAAGCAAAGCUGCAGUGGAGCUCCAAACAAAAGUUGACCUCCUGAACCUGAGAAUUGACUCUGACCACCGUCAUCAAACAUAUGCUGAAAUACGUAGCUUAAAAGCUGAGGUGCAUCAAAUUCAACAUAGCCUCCCUGGCCUUAUGCAAGAACAGAGUUUCAAACCAGUCAACACAGAUCCAGCAAAUGGCCAAAAAGGCCCUCAACCAAAUGUAAACGAUAGUUUCAUAGCAGAGAGGACAGAGCUAAUGCAGGAAAUAAAACGCCUUCAAGAAAAUCUGAUGGCUGCUCAGUCUGACACAGAGUACUGGUGGCUCAAGGAAAAUCAUCAUGAAAGAAACCCCAUUGCAAACGGAAUAAAAAGUGCCCAACCUCAUCCUGCGCCACGAAAGAAACAAGUCACACGUGCACAGUCAACGCCUCAGCCUUCAACGGUGCCAUAUAUCAUGAGAAAACUGCCAGCUUGGAAUAUGAGUCCAGUAACCGCCAAAGCAUCACCAGACUACAAAAGACCACACAAGCCCACAAAUGGUGCAAGGUACAGGGUUCAAGCAAUGCUUGAAGAAUCUUUGUCGAGGCACUUAGGUAAAGCCUCACGGGAUGGUGUCCAAGGUGCCUGUACCAGUACUGACACACAGUUCAAUACGCUGCCAGCUGACAGGACGAAGACAAUACACAAGACAGAUAUUGUUUAACGACUGACCAAAGAUGUGCCUAAGGGGCACUACUAUGUUUUACUGCACAGCUGUGAUGUCACAGCCGCAUCAGUUUUGAUGUCUGCAGUGCCAGUUUUCUAUUCGUCUUGUUCUCCUUUGUCUGUUUUGGUUUGCAUGCCUACAUUCAUGCUUACACCACUGUAGUACUGUGACACAUAACUCUGGUUUGUGCGGUCAUAACUUAAAUUUGACAUGGUUAAAUUUUUUUUUUUUUUGUCAGACAGGGCAGCGUGUGACUUGAUGUGAUGCAAGUCUACAGCAUGCCUUACUCUAGACAUUUCAUAUUGGCAUGCCUAAUGUAUAUGCUCAUUUUUAUCUUUCAUUUCAACACUAGGCAUAGCUUGUUUAUGUGAUCACUGUUUUCUUGUGUUCAUGCAUUUUCUUGAGCACAUGUGGUGUACAUUGUCAUGUGUGUAGGUUUUCUUUCAUUUUUUUUUUUUUUCAUACUCUUGCUUGUUGCUUGACGAAACCUUGAAUAUGUAGUCAUGCCCCAUUUAUCCUAUCAAUUUUCUGAACUGCCAAAGCAUUCGGGGAACAAAAGAAAUUGACAUCACGAAAUCGUGAUAUUUGCAAUCGUGUUUCAGAUUUUACCUAGAAUCAAUUCGGAGCAGUGUGACAUUCUUCAACAUUCACAGGUUAUUGCUGUGAAGGAAGAUCAAUGUUGGGUUCCACUGAGCUCCAGUCUGAUCAAUUUUUUUUCUUUUGUAGAGGUCAACGUAUGGCAGCAAAAUUAAAUUUGAUUCAGAUGGUACAAGGUAUGAAAAGACACAGGAUGAAGAGUUUUAUAGAGGAAUAUAGUUAGAGGUAUUUCUAACUGCUUGUGUGUGUGCAUUCUACACAAGAUAACGUCAGCACUAAUAUAAGUUAAUUCUCUUGAUACUCAUUUUACCAGAAGCAUGUUUUACCUGACUAGUCUUAGUGGAGAGAUGAAAAUGAACACAAUGAUCUGAAAAUAUUAUUUUAUGCGUAAACUACACUGCAAAUAUUAUUCUCAUACUUUUAUCCCAAUUGUGAUAAUCAAUGUUUGUAAGGGCAUUAUUGUUUUACGCACUUUAGUCUUUGUUAAUAUUACCUAUACAUGGCAUGUGCCUUAUAUAUGAUCACCUUGGAUGACUUUGUAUAGCUUAUAUUACCUCUAGUCUUUAUUAACAGCACAUAGUGCCUCACCAAAACGCCUUUUAAUGCACAUCAUUUAUUGUUGCACGUUGUUGCACCUAACAUAUGGUACCUCACACGGCUGAAGACAGAUCAAGGAAAGAGCUGUGUCUUGCCCAGUGCACAGAUUAAAACUUGGAUUGUU